GUGUCGUAUUGCAGCGCUAAAGUUCAGUAGAGAAGAUGGCGGAGGGUGAACUCAACGUAGACAGCCUCAUCUCUCGACUCCUGGAAGUGCGAGGAUGCCGCCCGGGGAAGAUCGUCCAGAUGACGGAGGCUGAGGUUCGAGGUCUGUGCAUUAAAUCCAGAGAGAUCUUCCUCAGUCAGCCCAUCCUGCUGGAGCUCGAGGCGCCGCUCAAAAUCUGCGGUGAUAUCCAUGGUCAGUACACUGACCUGCUGAGGCUCUUUGAAUAUGGUGGUUUCCCCCCGGAGGCGAAUUAUCUCUUCCUGGGCGAUUACGUGGACCGAGGGAAGCAGUCUCUCGAGACCAUCUGCCUCCUGCUGGCUUACAAGAUCAAAUACCCUGAGAACUUCUUCCUACUCAGGGGCAACCACGAGUGCGCCUCCAUCAACCGCAUCUACGGCUUCUACGAUGAGUGUAAGCGCAGGUUCAACAUAAAGCUGUGGAAAACCUUCACUGACUGCUUUAACUGCCUCCCCAUCGCUGCUAUCAUCGAUGAGAAGAUUUUCUGCUGCCAUGGAGGUCUCUCUCCUGACCUGCAGUCCAUGGAGCAGAUCCGAAGGAUCAUGAGGCCCACAGACGUCCCUGAUACAGGUUUGCUGUGUGACUUGUUGUGGUCAGACCCUGAUAAAGACGUGCAGGGUUGGGGAGAGAACGAUCGGGGUGUCUCCUUCACCUUCGGCGCCGAUGUGGUCAGUAAAUUCCUCAACCGCCACGAUCUGGACCUCAUCUGUAGAGCGCACCAGGUGGUGGAGGAUGGGUAUGAGUUCUUUGCGAAGAGGCAGUUGGUCACUUUGUUCUCAGCACCGAAUUAUUGUGGAGAGUUUGAUAACGCAGGGGGCAUGAUGAGUGUCGACGAGUCCCUCAUGUGCUCCUUUCAGAUCCUGAAGCCCUCAGAGAAGAAGGCUAAGUAUCAGUACGGAGGUGUGAACUCGGGCCGCCCCGUCACACCUCCCCGCACCACACAGGCCCCGAAGAAGAGGUGAGCGGCCUGCCCCGCCCAUCCACACCGCCCCUGCACCCCACCCCACCCCCUCUUCAAAAUCCACAGCCUGGAGGCGGUACUUUACUCUCAAUCAGCCUCUCCCCCUCCUUUACACUUUUCUUAAUGUUGGUGUACAUAAUUUUUCUGCCGUGAUCAGGUGAUAAGCGCUUUCUGUACGUCUCUGCCUGUUCAGUGCUAUUUUUAAUAAUAUUAAUUACACAGAUGUGAAUGGAGGCUCACCCAGCAUACACCCACCCACCCACCCCGGAUGCAGUAUUAACGUUAAUAUCGGUGUUAGUGAUUUCUACAUGGGGUGUUUAAUUCAAGAAUUGAAACUGGAGGCUUUAAGCUGAACAUGUGUCUUUAUCAGUAUAAUUCAACCUCGUUAUCGGAUCAGGCUUCGGUACGACUUUAAUCCUCCACCAGUGACCCUGAGGCCGAGAGAUAGGGCGCGUGAAGGAGGAAGUGAACAUCACACAUAAUGACAUGCUGUAAAAUCUCAUGUCUACGCGUAAAGAUUAUCUCUGCUAGUGAUUUUCCACAGACACGGUCAUUAAUCUGAUUUAAAGAGUCCUAAUCUGUAAACUGUGCCUUUUUUUUUCUUCCUUUUUUUCCCCCUCCUGCAUGGCAUAAAAAUGAGCAUUAUUUGAUCGUAUUCCUGACUCUGAGAACGUGUUUUUGCUGUCCAACGUCAAAUCCGUUGUGCCAUGAUGAGUACAGACAAGUCGUCUGAGACGAGGAUCUAAAUCAUAUGGUGCGACCAAAUGGGACUCGGAACAGAUGGAAGUUUUGUAAAAGGCAGCGUUUUCCUCGGAUGUGUUCCUUGUUAUUGGUAACUUCACUGAACUACACCGUAACCUGUCAGUAACAAUAGUGAUUUAUGAUGAUCGCUAACUUUGCAAUAGCGUAGUCCUCUAAAAAGGUACAUGAUGAUUUUAGCUUUUAGUUUGUCUCGCACUUGUUUCCUCUACACGGCGUUAAUUUUAUAUAGUCUAACCGUUCCUGCUCAGACUCUUCGCCCCCACCCUUCUUAAGCAAGUAAAUAACCCCGUGCUCAGGUUGUCAUGGCAAUUACGUGACCCUGCAUCCGAUUUUCAGGUGGCGGAGGUGCUAACCGUCGACCCUUGAGAGCUUUGAAAUUCCUAUCGUCAUCUCGCUCGGUUUCUCAAACUCCGUUCUUUUGUUUGUAGCUUGAUGACUACCAAGCUACAUGACCUUUAACCUUGUGAUGUAGCUUUCACAAGCUAGCUUUAUUUAUUGCUCGAGUCAUUAGUGAUAUUACCAAGCUGUUUUAGCUAGCUCUAGCAAACCAGAUUAAAAUAUUUUUCAGGUCACUCCAUUUUUUUUUUUUUUUUUUGUGUAUACAGUGCAGGAAGUCAUGUGACUGCUUUUAGCCAAUAGGGCAGUGUGUA
Molecule: messenger RNA, 2430 nt
Organism: Neoarius graeffei (lesser salmon catfish)
Lineage: Eukaryota; Metazoa; Chordata; Actinopteri; Siluriformes; Ariidae
Gene: ppp1cb
Product: protein phosphatase 1, catalytic subunit, beta isozyme
Exons: 8
Coding region: 36-1019 (327 amino acids)
Biological process (GO): regulation of circadian rhythm; circadian regulation of gene expression
Cellular component (GO): cytoplasm; nucleus
Molecular function (GO): protein serine/threonine phosphatase activity
Source: RefSeq, a predicted model, not a curated record